GAGAGAGAAUCAAAAAACAGAGGAAACUCUGAAGCAGAGGAGGUCGGUUGAAAAUUGAAAUAGAACGAAGAGUUGUCUACGAUAAAAUUUGUGUUACUGCGUCCCAAUCUCAUUUGAUUAAAAUUUUGGGUUCUUGUAGUUGUUGGCUUUUUUUCUUUUCAUUUUUUUUCCUCAAAAUUUGACAUAUAAAAAGGAUUGGAAUGCAGUAAUUCUAAUUUUAUUUGCUGCUUUUAACAGAUUGCACUCCUCUUAACUUUCUCAGAUAAAGGUUGUAGUUAAUUAGCUACUCCUUCCUCUACCAAAGGCUAUAGCCUCACUUUGCUCCCAAAACAAGAGCAACAGGGUAAUUGCGUCCUAACCCUACAACUGGCAUACUCUAAGAGAAAAUCAAGGACGGUUAAUGCUUCACUGCUACCAGUCCAGGUGGCGGCCCUGUAUUCACCCUCAUCAACAAAUGCCUCUGCCAUGUCUGAAGAUAUCUCCCUUGUCCUUUUGUGAAUACCAAGAGAAAGCUACUGAGGAGCAGAGAGUUCAGAGCAUGCAAAGGGCUUUCAAUGUUAGCAGAGAGGACCCCCACAAGUUGAUCAGCAAAACGAAUGGAUUUCUUUGCCUGUGACUCAGUUAGAUUGGAGGAUGACCUACAACAGAAUACAGAUAUUUGAUUGAGGAUAUGAAGUUAAAAGGAGGCGGUGGAAGAACAUGACUCGAGUGAGAGAAAACCAUUAAAUUGAAUAAGCCACUACCGACAUUAAUUUUGGGGGGCCAGAAGCUACUACCGACAUUUCCUUUUUUGGGGGGACCAAAAGCUAUUACAGACAUUUGAUCAAGACUAAAGAGAAAGCCAUCAUUGAUGUGGGUUGGUAUUACUAUUAUCACCUCCUCAUACUGAUGUGUCUCCCAAGGAAAUCCAGGACUUGCUGGCGCGGGAGGUCUUCAGAGAUCAGCCUGGAAAAUUUUCAUUUUGGCUGUUCCCAAAGGGAGGGGAGAGCUAAUGGUAUGGCUGCUGGACCAUGGGCUGUUAGAGAUUUUGUGUAGAGUUGGCUAUUAACAGGAGCCACAGUUAUGCUCACACAAAUAAUUAUUAAGGUCAUAU
Messenger RNA from Rubroshorea leprosula, 1093 nucleotides. The record is from the annotation of a GenBank genome assembly. Lineage: Eukaryota; Viridiplantae; Streptophyta; Magnoliopsida; Malvales; Dipterocarpaceae.